Messenger RNA from Mya arenaria, 3869 nucleotides. Its product is annotated as receptor-type tyrosine-protein phosphatase alpha-like. Gene Ontology annotation, molecular function: protein tyrosine phosphatase activity. The coding region runs from base 38 to 697 and encodes 219 amino acids. NCBI's taxonomy places the organism in Eukaryota, Metazoa, Mollusca, Bivalvia, Myida, Myidae. The transcript is spliced from 6 exons. Gene Ontology annotation, biological process: protein dephosphorylation. The record is from RefSeq and is a predicted model, not a curated record.
CAAACCAGGAGCUACGGACUACAUCAAUGCUACGUAUAUGCAUAGCUACAGAAUGAAGAAACGCUAUCUGGUAGCACAAACUCCACUACCAGAGACGGUUAUCGACUUUUUGACCCUAGCUGUCCAAGAGAGAUGUUCAUGUAUCGUCAGUUUUGAAGCUGACAUGGACAAACAAAGGAAUAUCGGCAUUUACUUCUCUGGUCCAAACCAAGAUGAUUUAAAAAAGGGAUCGUUUCAAGUCAGCUGUUCAAAAGAGGAAAAGAAAUCAUUCUACACAGAACGAACAUUGAGAAUACAGCACAAAGUGGCAGGGAAGUGCACUGAUCUAACCAUUCCACACCUUCAAUUUACUGACUGGGAUGAAAUGAAGAAUAUUCCAACAUCAACUUCAAACUUUCUGUCAUUUCUGAGUUUGAUAGAGAAUGUCACAAAACAACAAGAUGAUGGACCGAUAUUGGUCCAUUGCUUAAAUGGUGCAGGUAAAAGUGGUUUGUUCUGUGUGGUUUCGCUGCUUCUCCACAAGAUGGCCGAGGAACAUGAAGUCAGUUUACUUAACACUGUCAGGAAGGUAAAAUCCACGCGGAGGCUAGCGAUCCCAAGUCAGGAGCAAUUUAUAUACUGCCAUGGAUGCGUUUCGGAGUACCUUCGUUCGUUUAAUGUGUACGCCAACUUCAACGAGGCUACAGGAAAAAUUUAAUGUGUUGUUUAGUCGUAAAUCGUGUAUAUAUAUUUUGGUGCCGUGUUUUGCGCAAAGCAUACUAACAGAUAUGUAAUGAUAUGCCAUUAUUGUUACUUGUAAUAUAAUAUUAUAUAUCUUUAAGUCUAUAUGAAUUAAUGUCAUUUAAAAGGAGUAUCACUUUUAUCACCUUAUUUACAAAAUAUUCUUUACCCGAUAACAUUCAUAUUUAUUGAAUGUGUAUCUUUUAAAAGAGUGAAAAUUUUCGACAUGAUAUCUCUAAACUGUAUAUAUUUGUAUCAAAAGUAUCGUUGACGAUUAGUCUCGCGUAACAGAUGUAAACAUUACCUUUUUUGUAAGAACAACACUGCAGAUGUAUUUUAUCUUUAUACCUGGGAAACAAAAUGCUUAAAGUUUUAACACUUUAAGUUUAUGUUUUAACAUGUGAAUGCAUUGACUUCGAAUAAUUAUGUAAGAGUGUCAUUUUAAGGGUUAUAUAUUAAUACUGAUUCGUUGUUCCUUACGGGUUAUUUAUUAAUAAUAAGAGGUCUUAAAAUAUUUCUUAACCUCUUUUGCCACAAAGAUUGCCUAAAUACUUCUAUACAAACCAAAAGAGCAACACAAUAGCCAAAUCUUUAAAUAUAUUCGUAUGAAUUUACAACUUCAAUACCAAUUAUUCAUUGCCCUUUGAAAGAAAAUAAACAUGUUUUUUGUCAAUAUUCACGUCAGCAGCAAUUUUUAUGUUGAUAGGUGUUGAAUCAUGUCUUCGUUUCCGUAGUUUGCUUCUUGUUUAUCAUAUUUUGUAUGUUAUUCAGUGAAUGGUCAUAGUUCAUUUUUGACAUUAUGUUGUUGUAUAUACUUGUAGAUUGUUUCAGACAAUAUUGUUGUAUACGACGAAUUAGGAUUGUUUUCAAAUGCUAAAAUGUUGUAUACACAUGGGUAUCAAAGACUCUUGAUAAAAUUGGAAGUGAAUAAUCGAGUAUACAAACCUUAUAUCAACAUUGCAAGAUAUUAUUAAGACUAUAUUGGGGCUUUAUAAACAACGUUUGCAGUUAACAAUUUGUUAUUCUUCUUUCGCAGGAAGUUUGAUUGUGUGUUAUGAUUUGCUCAGAUAAUCAGGUAUUGAUAUUGUAUGAUACAUGUAAGAUACCAUGUUGGCAAUGCUCAUGCUGUAAAUACAUUGCGUAUAAUUGUUUUAUUUCUUUUAGUCUACCAUGAUUUUCUGAAAAACACAUUUUGCAGAUACUUAAUUCAAAUGUGAUACCCUGUUUUCUUUUAGAGUAACUGAGCUUGUAGUAAAGCAAAGUUCUAUUGUUCGUUUGUUCUUGUUAUGUUAGGCGGUGUUUUCAUCGUCACAGACAUUUCUUGAACGUGACUAUUAUUAAUUAGAGAAGUUUGUAAUAUUAAAUGCAUAUGUAUCUAUGUGUUCCUUAUUGCUGCUGUGAAAGGUUUUGUCAAAUUAUUUUGAAAGGUCAACUAACUUUAACAAUAGUUACAAUUCGGAAGUCGAGCUUUUAUAAGAUAGGAAGAACUACCUUUCUCAUGAGGUUACCUGCAGCUAAGUUGAGCAACAGUAAAGUUCUUUUUUAAAUUAUAGCGCUAUAUACCUCUUGCGUUGUUUUUAUUCAGUAGAAUGAAUAUUUUGCUUUAGUCGAAACAACUUCAGGACUAGACUCUAGGUCCGUUUAACAUGGGUAUAAAGCCGUGGUAAUUCACGGUCGUGCCAGAUGAACAAAAGUUACAUGCAUUAACACAUCCGUCGAAAUUAACACCAUUAACAGCAUUUUAAACACAUGUUGGCGUUAUAAUGAUAAAUACAAACACGUGACUUAAACAACAUUGUACAUGUAAUACCCGUAAAGUAAUUGUUUGAAAACUAUCAGCUUGUUUUUGUAGAGUUCAUUGUAUAAGUACACGCAUUCAAGGUGCCACACACUAGCUUAUCUCCCUUUAAUUUUUCCUGAAAUAUAUCCUUAUUAGAAGAUUUGUUUUUGAUAACAAAAUUUUUGGGUUGAUUAAUGUUAGCAUUGAUCUACAAAUCAAUUGUAAAUAGACAAUAAAAACAGCUUAACAUCAUUUCGAAAAUACAUAUUUCCAUUUAUUUUUGAUGACCAUCUUAUCUUCGUAUUGAAGCACACUGAUAUAUACAAUUAUAUAUUACCAUAUUAACUAUCGGAUUUAACACAAUAAUUAUUAAACUGGCUUUUGGGGGGAUUUUUACAAAAACGAGUAAUUACUGAGUAGCUGAAAAUUGUUGUUUUAAAUAAGUUAUAUAUAUACAAUGUUUUUCGUACUAGGACUUAUCGCCAUAUUGAUUUCUUAAGAGAACUAUACACACUAUCUGGCCUUUGAGAUGUCAUUUUCCAACCCCGCAGACAAGCGUCUUUGAUCAAUAGCUUUAAAUAGUUUUUGAUUUUUUACAUAUUGCAUAAACAUAUAUGUAUUCUCCUUCUAAGUAUUACUUAUGAGUGAAUUAUUAUCCCUUAACUAUGCAGGUAUAUCGUUUGCCAGUAAACUUAAACCGGAAGUUGUUACACGCGUGCUUUGGUCCACAUAUCAGAAAACUACGAUAUUGCUCUAUUUAAUGUUCUAAAAAGAUAUUGUUUGAUUCCGAGAAAAAAACAAUAACUUUAAACUCAUACGGACUUUUCAAACAGCAUUGAAUCAAGUGAAACAAUUGUUUUAUAAAGAAAAUAUGAUUGAUACAAAAUGACUUUCUUUCUUAAAAAAAUCAUUCAUUUAAUUUGAUCCGUCUAUUUACUAAUGAAAAUCCCAUGAAUCACGAAAUAAGACGAUAUUUAGUUUUGACCUUCCCAAUUGAAAUAAAGAAGUUUAUUUAUUCACCUUGACAAGACUAUGAUAAGUUCUACUAGGACUUUUGAAAAACGAGUAUUAAGAAUACAGUGUACCAACUUUUGGAAAUUAAUUCUGCACAACAAUAAACGAGCGUUGCAAAAAAGAUAGUUGUUCUCAUCGUUAAAGUCCAGUCAUGAUUUCGACAAUAAUCGAAUAUAGAAUAAAAGCAAAAUGUUUAGAAAGAUGGCUGUGAAAAAAAAUACUGACUUCGCGAAAACAGUAUGCCUUUUGUAAAAAGUCUUGACGUCGAUUUCGUAAUCAGUCCAUGAUGAAUAUUAUAAUGGGCAAAUAUAGAAUUACACAGAAUAGUAAGAACUCACAAGCCCUGGAGGUGACA